AUGGCCGAAAGAUUAUACGAUUAGACAUUUCUGGAUUGGCGGAAGAAAUUGAUGUGGAUUUUGGCGCCGACGAUGAUUCGAUUGAAUAUAUCGCUCCUCUCGAACCGGAGGUCUUAGUGGAAGAAAAUGAUAUACAUCAGAUGAAAAAUAAAAGGAAGCGAGGGAAGGUUGAAGCAGUGUGGGAUGAGGCAAAUAUAAACAAACUCAUUUGUGCCGUAGAGACGAAUGACUGCAUAUGGAACGCUGGAAACGAAGAAUACAAAAAUCGUGGUAUGCGCGAUUCUGUAUGGCAAUAUAUAGCCGAAAAUAUUUUUGAUGGAAAAUAUAGUGUAGCAGAAGUAAGCGCCAAAUGGACAAACCUCCGAAUCCAGUUCCGGUCAUACUACGCAAAGAAAAAUAAAAGGAAAUCUGGCCAAGCAGCUUGUUCUAAAACAUGUUGGAAAUACUACAGCCAAAUGAUGUUCAUUGCUACUUCCGAAGAACAACAGACGGCAAGAUCCGAAUCCAAUCUGGUUUUAGAGGAGAACUUCGUCGAGGGGACACCAAAAACGCAUGUCAGCAACCCAAAAAACAAGCGUACGCGACAAUCUACAGAGUCUACAGGAGAUCCUACUAAGGCAAUUGCUCUGGAAGGAAUGCAAGCCGCAUUGAAGAAAAUGUCUGAAGUUGAUAGCUUCCAGGUGUUUGGGAAUUAUAUUGCUGAGGAGCUGCGGAAGAUUUCCGAUGUAAACGCUGCGAACAGGAUUCAACGAAAACUAGCAAGACAGUUGAUUGACUGUCUGGAUGAACUAGAAUAUACAACAUGA
Molecule: messenger RNA, 806 nt
Organism: Toxorhynchites rutilus septentrionalis
Lineage: Eukaryota; Metazoa; Arthropoda; Insecta; Diptera; Culicidae
Exons: 4
Coding region: 141-806 (221 amino acids)
Biological process (GO): regulation of transcription by RNA polymerase II
Cellular component (GO): transcription regulator complex; nucleus
Source: RefSeq, a predicted model, not a curated record